GUGAUAGCUUUUUAAGCGCUUAUUUAUAAAUCCACCUUUUGGUGGGUAUGGGGCACAUCUUGGCCUUGCUUCCCCAUUAAACCACCACCAGCAGCAGAAGGUAUGGGGUACGGUGCGGAGAAAAACUCCACCAGGAUUUUCAUGGUGAUUUAAGAGCAAAAAUCUAAGGGGAGAAGGUAGAGAGCGGAGAAGACCUUUCGGAACCUGGUAGUGAACUGCUUGUGAUUGCCUUGUCUGCUGCUUGGUGAGGGUGCUGUGCAAAGAAACGUGUUUUGCAGCGGAGGCGCCAGAGAGGGGUUCAGACGUUCCAUCACCUUCUCUUCUGUUCUCCUGCAUCCUUUGGGGUGGCUUUUCUGCUCGGAAAGGCAGGUUGCAAAGGAAGAAGUUGCCUUUGGUCCCUUUGUAAAAAUACGCACCCCUUGAGUCCUUUUAACUUCUUCGGUGAGGGGGAGAGAAGACCGAUUGGGCUCCGGCUUGGCUUUGUCUCCGAUUACAGUGAAAUUUUAUGAAUAAGCAUCAGAAGCCGGUGCUAACAGGCCAACGGUUCAAAACUAGGAAGAGGGAUGAAAAGGAAAAAUUUGAACCAACAGUCUUCCGGGAUACAAUUGUCCAAGGUCUCAAUGAAGCUGGCAAUGAUCUGGAAGCUGUAGCCAAGUUUCUGGAUACAACAGGCUCAAGGCUAGAUUAUCGACGCUAUGCUGACACUCUCUUUGACAUCUUGAUAGCUGGCAGCAUGCUAGCUCCAGGAGGGACAAGAAUAGAUGACAAUGAUAAGACCAAGAUGACCAACCACUGUGUGUUUUCUGCAGACGAAGAUCAUGAUGCCCUCCGACAUUAUGCUCAGGUCUUCAACAAACUCAUCAGGAGAUAUAAAUAUUUGGAAAAGGCAUUUGAAGAUGAAAUUAAAAAGCUCCUGUUGUUUCUUAAAGCCUUUUCUGAAACAGAGCAGACAAAGUUGGCAAUGCUCACUGGAAUCUUGCUAGCCAACGGGACACUUCCUGCAACCAUUUUAACGAGUCUUUUCACUGACAACAUUGUCAAAGAAGGUAUUGCAGCCUCUUUUGCUGUCAAGCUUUUUAAAGCAUGGAUGCUAGAGAAGGAUGCCAAUUCAGUUACCUCUGCUUUAAGAAAAGCUAACUUAGACAAGAGGUUGCUAGAACUGUUUCCAGCCAACCGGCAGAAUGUGGAGCAUUUUGCCAAGUAUUUCACCGACGCUGGCCUCAAGGAGCUGUCGGAUUUCCUCAGAGUCCAACAGUCCCUGGGGACUCGGAAAGAACUACAAAAAGAACUCCAGGAGCGUCUUUCUCAGGAAUGCCCAAUUAAAGAGAUGGUGCUUUAUGUAAAAGAAGAAAUGAAAAGAAACGAUCUGCCAGAGCCAGCUGUGAUUGGACUCCUGUGGACCUGUAUAAUGAAUGCUGUCGAAUGGAACAAGAAAGAAGAACUGGUUGCAGAGCAAGCCCUUAAACAUCUGAAGCAAUAUGCACCUUUACUGGCUGUAUUCAGCACCCAGGGCCAGUCAGAGCUGAUCCUUCUCCAGAAGGUUCAGGAAUACUGUUAUGACAACAUCCACUUUAUGAAAGCUUUUCAGAAGAUCGUGGUGCUCUUUUAUAAAGCCGAUGUCCUAAGUGAAGAAGCCAUCCUGAAGUGGUACAAAGAGGCACAUCUUGCAAAAGGCAAAAGUGUCUUCCUCGAUCAGAUGAAGAAGUUUGUUGAGUGGCUACAGAAUGCUGAAGAGGAAUCGGAAUCUGAAGGCGAAGAAAAUCAAGACGGCUGAACAAAGCACAAAACAUAAAAGCUGCGGCUGGCUGCUUCUUGCGGAAUUUUGUGCCAUUCAAGCAGAAAGACUCUUACUUCAGUGUCAUACCGAAAACUCUAGGCUAGGCUUUCCUUUUGUUUAGAAGAAUAAAAUAUUGGAGCCCUGAGACAUUAAAUGCUGUAUAUGAGACUGUUCCUCUGACACGCUGUACGCUAUUGUAGGCAGAGGUAUUCAGCAAGAAAGCAUAUAGGAAAACUGAAAUAAUAUACUUAAGGACUCCUUUUUAUUAGCAGUCUUUUCAGGUACUAUAUGUGAACACUUUGGUGUUUGUCUAUAGGGAUGUUGUGUAUGUGUAGCUCAAUAUUUGCUUGUGUAUGUGAUUUGACAUCAUCACAUUUUGGGGGAAUUAAAUGGCUUUUUUAUCUUA
Messenger RNA from Rhineura floridana, 2183 nucleotides. It is a transcript of the gene BZW2, whose product is annotated as basic leucine zipper and W2 domains 2. The coding region runs from base 506 to 1774 and encodes 422 amino acids. Gene Ontology annotation, cellular component: membrane; cytoplasm. Gene Ontology annotation, molecular function: protein binding. The transcript is spliced from 12 exons. Lineage: Eukaryota; Metazoa; Chordata; Lepidosauria; Squamata; Rhineuridae. The record is from RefSeq and is a predicted model, not a curated record.